AUGAAUAAAACAAAUUACUCUUCAGUGUCUGAAUUUGUGUUCCUGGGACUCUCUGCCUCUAGACCAAUACAGCAUGUACUCCUUGCCUUCUCUUUGGUACUUUACAUAAUAAUUUUUCUGGGAAACCUUAUUGUUGUGUUUACAGUGAUCAUUGAUUCCCAUUUACAUUCCCCCAUGUAUUUUCUUUUAGCCAAUCUCUCAUUUAUUGAUUUGUGUCUUUCUACCUUAACAGUUCCUAAGAUGAUUUCUGACUUGUUUUCUGGGAACAAAACUAUCUCUUUCCAGGGUUGCGUCGUCCAGAUAAUUGGUAUUCACAUUCUGGGUGGAUCUGAGAUGGUGCUGCUCAUCUCCAUGGCCUUGGAUCGAUAUGUGGCCAUAUGCAGACCCCUCCACUACUUGACUGUUAUGAAUCCACGGAUGUGUAUUGUGCUUUUAUGCAGUGCUUGGACAAUUGGCCUCAUUCACGCAGUGGCCCAGUUAGCAUUUGUGGUCCGCUUGCCUUUUUGUGGUCCCAAUGAGAUAGAUAGCUUUUAUUGCGACCUUCCUUGGUUUAUCAAACUUGCUUGUGCGGACACCUAUGGACUGGAAUUCAUGGUUACUGCCAAUAGCGGAUUUAUUUCCAUGGGAACCUUCUUUUUACUGAUUAUCUCCUAUAUCUACAUCUUGUUUACUGUAUGGAAACGUUCUUCAGUUGGUUUGUCAAAGGCCCUUUCUACUCUCUCAGCUCACAUCACUGUGGUAGUUUUAUUCUUUGGACCAUGUAUUGUGAUUUACAUGUGGCCAUUUCCCACAGUACCAGUGGAUAAAUUUCUUGCCAUUUUGGACUUUAUGAUUACACCCAUUAUGAAUCCAGCCAUUUAUACACUUAGGAACAAAGACAUGAAGAUGUCAAUGAAGAGACUGAGUAGUCAACUUCUGGGUUUGAGGGUAUCCCCUAAGUAG
This is a messenger RNA of Sorex araneus (European shrew), 942 nucleotides long. Its product is annotated as olfactory receptor 4F15-like. The record is from RefSeq and is a predicted model, not a curated record. Lineage: Eukaryota; Metazoa; Chordata; Mammalia; Eulipotyphla; Soricidae. The transcript has a single exon. Gene Ontology annotation, biological process: G protein-coupled receptor signaling pathway. Gene Ontology annotation, cellular component: membrane. Bases 1 to 942 code for a protein of 313 amino acids. Gene Ontology annotation, molecular function: G protein-coupled receptor activity; olfactory receptor activity.